Molecule: messenger RNA, 690 nt
Organism: Hyalella azteca
Lineage: Eukaryota; Metazoa; Arthropoda; Malacostraca; Amphipoda; Hyalellidae
Product: vegetative cell wall protein gp1-like
Exons: 3
Coding region: 1-690 (229 amino acids)
Source: RefSeq, a predicted model, not a curated record
AUGGGGUGUUUAAAGUGGGAGUGCGUGGAGUGGGAGUGCGUUGAGUGGGAGUGCCUGGAGUGGGAGUGCGUGGAAUGUGUNCCAUCUGCUCCACCUGCUCCACCUGCACCACCUGCUCCACCUGCUCCACCUGCCCCGCCUGCUCCACCUGCUCCACCUGCUCUACCUGCUCCACCUGCUCUACCUGUUCCAUGUGCUCCACCUGCUUCACUUUCCUUCACCUGUUUACCCUCACCCGUUUACCCUCACCCGUCUACCCUCACCCAACUGGAGAAUAUUCAACCGUUGCGUCAUCCUAACCUGUCGCGCUAUAUCCUCGCUCGACGCAACCCUAAACCCAGCGCCCUACAGCCCACCGCCCUACAGCUCAGUUCCCUACAGCUCAGCGCCCUACAACCCACCGCCUUACAACCCACCGUCCUACAGCCCACCGCCCUACAGCCCAGCGCCCUACAUCCCACCGCCCUACAGCUCAGUUCCAUACAGCCCAGCGCCCUACAGCUCAGUUCCCUACAACCCACCGCCUUACAACCCACCGCCCUACAGCCCACCGCCCUACAGCCCAGCACCCUACAGCCCACCGCCCUACAGCCCAGCGCCCUACAGCCCACCGCCCCACAGCGCAGUUUCCUACAGCCCGGACAAGCGUUUAAGAAAAACCCGGACGUUGAGUGCCUCGAAGGUAGUUAG